CCAAUAUCAAACGUUGAUUCCAUAUUACAGAUCUAAGCUAGAUCUUCUAUCUUCCCUAGUCCCCGUAAAAAUGGGCAUCUCAUCUUACCAUUCAAAUGGUCAAAGACCACUCGGCCCAGACAGCACAGUCCCUAAGGAAGAAUGCGAACGCAUCAUCCAAACCCUCCUCCAAAAGGUCUCCUAUAAGUACCCCAAGCUCGAGCAUCGCAGCGAUCUCAAGCCCAAACUCGAAAAUAACCUCCGCGCCCUAGGGCUAGGAGACGAUCUAAUCCAACGCCACAACGGCGCAGCCAUUAGCACCACUCUGCCAAUCACCGUUCUAACCGGCGACCUCGCUGCGGAGAUACGGGGUCCUCUUCACCGCUACGCGGGACAGCUCGUUAAAGGCGAGCAGCAUGAGCAUGUCCUUCUCAUAGCUAUGACUAGAUGGUUGGCUCAGCAUGCGAGAGAAUUCGGAGUGUUUGGCGGGAAUAUGCUCAUCAAGUCCACGGUGGAUUGUAUCUCGGCUAAGCACAUGCGGUUAGUUAGGAUUGUUGAUUAG
Molecule: messenger RNA, 541 nt
Organism: Aspergillus glaucus CBS 516.65
Lineage: Eukaryota; Fungi; Ascomycota; Eurotiomycetes; Eurotiales; Aspergillaceae
Exons: 2
Coding region: 71-541 (156 amino acids)
Source: RefSeq, a predicted model, not a curated record